Necator americanus (New World hookworm) is the source of this 1326-nucleotide messenger RNA. RefSeq lists its product as uncharacterized. Gene Ontology annotation, molecular function: nucleic acid binding. The transcript has a single exon. Lineage: Eukaryota; Metazoa; Nematoda; Chromadorea; Rhabditida; Ancylostomatidae. Gene Ontology annotation, biological process: DNA integration. The coding region runs from base 1 to 1326 and encodes 441 amino acids. The record is from RefSeq and is a predicted model, not a curated record.
AUGGAGCAUUACCGCGAGAGUGAAUCUACGUUGAAACGACUACCAUUGGAUAAGUACAACGCUCACCGCGCUGCAGAUGGAUUGAUCCGAUGUCCUAAUCGAUUAGACCAUGCUCGGACUUCGUCUCAGUCAUCUGCACCUAUCCUUCUUAUUCCGGAGCACCACUUUGUCCAUCUUCUCGUUAUGUACCACCACAAGACCAGAUUCCAUUCAGGUGUUCAUGCCACAAUAGCCGCUCUCCGCACAUCAUAUUUUAUCCCUUCCAUAAAAACCACCGUCACCAGGAUCCUUCGGCUCUGCACAGUAUGUAGAAGAGCCCAAGGACACGCUUACCGCUAUCCUGAGAUGCCUAGUCUCCCUCCGGAACGAGUCAACCGCUCUAGAUCGUUCCAGAAGGUUGGACUAGACUACUUAGGACCACUUUAUUAUAGAGAUCAGCUCCAUUCUCAGGCCAAGAUUUGGAUCUGUCUCUUCACCUGUAUGGCAACCCGCGCUGUACAUCUCGAGUUAGUCCACAACAACACCGCAUUCGAGUUUUUACUCGCCUUUCGCCGUUUCAUUGCUCGCAGAGGCACUCCGGACCUCAUUAUCAGCGACAAUGCCACCACUUUCCGCUCAGCCAACGAUUCCCUACAAAGCACCAUCUAUAACCGCAAAGCCAAAGAAAAGAUAUCCACUCAACUCGCCAACCGCAAGAUCAAAUGGAGGUUCAUCACUCCUCUUUCCCCAUGGAAAGGAGGAUUUUAUGAACGUCUAGUCGGUCUCCUCAAAUCCGCAUUCAAGAAAGCCAUCAAACAUACCCUAUUACCACUUUCCCAUUUAGAUUUCGUCUCACCGCAAGUGGAACUCCAAUUACCAUCUCCACACCACAACCCUCUCUACAUCCCUCCAAACCGUCUUUCCGAAUGGUAUAAGGAGACACUCGCCGUAUUGAACAACUUCUGGGACAUUUGGUACGAAGACUACUUAUCCGCAAUAUCCGCACGUCACCAACACCGUAUCCAUCAAGGAAGAUCAAGUCCACUCAUUCCAUCGGUAGGAGACGUUGUUCUCAUUGCCGAUAAGAAUGUUCCACGUGGACAAUGGCCUUUAGCCAUCAUAACCACUAUCCACCGCACCGAAUCCAACAUACCCAGAUCAGCCGCUGUCCGCAUUGCAAACGGUCAUGAGUUGCAGAGAACGAUCAAUCAACUACAUCCAUUGGAGAUUUCUGCAAAGGAAGACCCACGACCGAAGAAGAGCCGCCAACAACUGCAACCCACACGAAUCCAACCACCACGAGCAGCCAAACGGGUACGAUUUGCACUUGGUACGAAGCGAGCGUGA